UUGAAGGAUUGACAGUGAGUGAAGGAUGGUCAAGAAAAAAGGCAAGAAGGGCAAGUCGUCGGCGGCGGACGAAGGCGGAGAAGGCCAAAGCACGGCAGAGCAGUACGUCCCACUGGACGUGCCAGACGAAGUCGACGAGUUUGUGACAUUGGAUAUGCGGGUAGGUAUUGUACUAGUGCACUGUCGUAGCUCAUGUGGCGUUUGCAGUUGCUCAAUUGGAGCUACCUGAACUUUCGCCUUAAAACCAAAACGACCACGCGGCUCUUCUCCAUCAAGAACGAGAUUGCAAAGCGUCAUGGUCCUAUCACAAAUCUCAAAAUUUGCAAAGAUCACUUUGCCGAGGGCAACGAACUCACAGACGACAUGCUGACCUUGCACGAUUACGGCAUUGACGGAGGCCUGACCCAUGAAAAAGAAGUGGUGUGCUUGAUCUACUACGACUUUAAGCCCACCCAGCACGACAACCCGUUGCUUUUGGCCACGGAACAAUAUUAAUUUCCCUUAUAUCCAAAACUAUUAACAUCCCAAACUCUUGCG
Aphanomyces astaci is the source of this 537-nucleotide messenger RNA. RefSeq lists its product as hypothetical. The coding region runs from base 193 to 495 and encodes 100 amino acids. The record is from RefSeq and is a predicted model, not a curated record. NCBI's taxonomy places the organism in Eukaryota, Oomycota, Saprolegniomycetes, Saprolegniales, Verrucalvaceae. The transcript has 4 exons.